GAUUCUUGACAAUUCAAUCCAAAACAAAAAGAAAAAAAAAACUCAUUUUCUCUGUAUUAACAAUGUACGGCCAGGGAGAGAUCAUGGCGGCAGCGGAAUCCGAUUAUGCUUUGUUGGAGUCGAUACGACGUCACUUGCUAGGAGGAGAGAACGAGUUUCGACUCAGCGAGUCAAUACCGAGUUCUUGUUUCACAGAGAGUUGGGGAGAUUUGCCAUUGAAAGAGAACGAUUCCGAGGAUAUGUUAGUCUACGGAGUCCUCAAAGACGCAUUCGACGGAACCUUUGACACGUCAUCGCCGUCGUCGGACUUGAGCUGUCUCAGCGACUUUUUAGACUUAGAACCGUCGUCGUCGAAGCGCCAGACUAAUCCGUCUCUGAACGAUUUUCCGGCGGUUAAACUCGAACUGUCGGAGAAUCUCGCGGCGGUUGCGGAGAAACCGAAGCUCGCCGUGUCUGCGGCGCCGCCGGCGAAGGGGAAGCAUUACAGAGGAGUGAGGCAGAGGCCGUGGGGGAAAUUCGCGGCGGAGAUUCGUGAUCCGGCGAAGAACGGAGCGAGGGUUUGGUUAGGGACGUUUGAGACGGCGGAAGAUGCGGCUUUGGCUUACGAUAGAGCUGCUUUUAGGAUGCGUGGUUCCCGCGCUUUGUUGAAUUUUCCGUUGAGAGUUAAUUCCGGUGAACCGGACCCGGUUCGAAUCACGUCGAAGAGAUCUUAUGCUUCUUCUUCGUCGUCGUCGUCUUCGUCUGAAAACGGACAGACGAAACGGAGGAGGAAGACAGAGAACCUGCCGUCGGAGUUGCAGGUCAAGUGUGAGGUUGCCUAAGAAACGGAGGAGGAAGACAGACACGUGUCGAUCAUUUAUUUGUUUAUUUCAUAGGGUUUGAAUGUGUGUUUUGUAGUUGAAAAAUGUUGAGGCAGAAAGUAAAGCGCUCCUUAUGUAAAUUAUUAUUUUAUAAUAGAAUGAAGAGUUUCAUUUGUUUUUUA
Eutrema salsugineum is the source of this 982-nucleotide messenger RNA. Its product is annotated as ethylene-responsive transcription factor 2. NCBI's taxonomy places the organism in Eukaryota, Viridiplantae, Streptophyta, Magnoliopsida, Brassicales, Brassicaceae. Bases 63 to 821 code for a protein of 252 amino acids. The record is from RefSeq and is a predicted model, not a curated record. The transcript has a single exon. Gene Ontology annotation, biological process: ethylene-activated signaling pathway; regulation of DNA-templated transcription. Gene Ontology annotation, molecular function: DNA binding; DNA-binding transcription factor activity.